Schistocerca cancellata (South American locust) is the source of this 486-nucleotide messenger RNA. RefSeq lists its product as uncharacterized. Gene Ontology annotation, molecular function: zinc ion binding. The record is from RefSeq and is a predicted model, not a curated record. The coding region runs from base 1 to 486 and encodes 161 amino acids. NCBI's taxonomy places the organism in Eukaryota, Metazoa, Arthropoda, Insecta, Orthoptera, Acrididae. The transcript is spliced from 3 exons.
AUGACGGAAAAAGGUUUUAGUGAGAUAUUUCAACAAAGAUAUUUGUUGAACAUAACCGAUUUUAAAAUGUUAACUAAAUACAUAGUUUUUACAAUAACUCAACUAAUUAUAAUAAACUACUUAUUUAUAACAUUAUUCUUUUUGAUUUUUUAUAAAUCUAAUAAAAAUUAUUUCCUAAAAAUGGAGUACUUUAACGAAAUGCAGACUAUACUAAAUGAUACUUAUGAACGAAUAGAGCAAUCUGAAGAAGAUAUUGAUUUUCCCAUUUGUUUAAGUAAUGAAAAUAAUAAUCAGUUUGUUAAAACAAACUGCAAUCAUAGUUUUCAUAAAGAAUGUAUUGAUACAUGGUUCAUGGGAAAAGAAAAUAGUCCAUUUUGUAGAACUAUUAUUAAAAAUAAUCAACCAACAUUAGCUAACAUAUUGGCUGCUCUUGCACCAAUAACUAUAAUUCGAUCAGUUGAACUGUGGUUGAAUCCUAUAUUAUGA